CGACAAAGUUCCUUCCUGGACACUAGGCACAAGCCAAGCCUUUGACACUGUGUGGCGGAUGGUCAAGGGCUCCAUGAUGUUGGCAGCCUCAUUCCUGCUGGCCACCCUCUGCCACUUCAGAAGGCUAUAUUUAUACUCAGCACAUCGACUGAAAUGGUGGAUUGGAUAUCUGCAGAGAAAGUUCAAAAAGAACCUCAGUGUGGAGGCAGAAGUUGAUUUACUCAGUUAUUGUGCAAGAGAAUGGAAAGGAGAGACGCCCUCUGCCAAGCUGAUGAAGAAGGCUUAUGAGGAGCUGUUUUGGCGACAUCAUAUUAAAUGUGUUCGUCAAGUGAGAAGAGAUAACUAUGAUGCACUAAGAUCGGUGUUAUUUCAGAUAUUCAGCCAGGGCCUCUCUUUUCCAUCCUGGAUGAAAGAAAAAGACAUCAUCAAGAUUCCUGAAAAACUGCUCUUUUCGCAAGGUUGCAAUUGGAUCCAGCAGUACAGCUUUGGUCCUGAGAAAUACACAGGUCCAAACGCAUUUGGAAAAUUACGUAAAUGCGUGGAAUUACUGAAAACUCAGUGGACUGAAUUUAGCGGGAUGAAAGAUUGUCAUAAGAGAGGAAGUAUGUGCAAUAUGCUGUUUUCUGACGCGAUCCUGGAAUACAGACUUUACGAAGCUUUAAAAUUCAUCAUGUUAUAUCAAGUCACUGAAGUUUAUGAACAAAUGAAGGCGAAAAAAGCCAUUCCCAGGCUUUUCAGCCUGCUGUUUUCCAGGGAGACAUCCUCCGAUCCUUUGAGCUUCAUGAUGAAUCACCUGAAUUCUGUGGGCGACACGUGUGGCCUAGAGCAGAUUGAUAUGUUUAUACUCGGAUACUCCCUUGAAGUGAAGAUAAAAGUGUUCAGAGUGUUCAAGUUUAACUCCAGGGACUUUGAAGUCUGCUACCCAGAGCAGCCGCCCCGGGAGUGGCCAGAGAUCUCCCUGCUGACCGAGAAUGACCACCACUAUCUCAUCCCCAUCUUCCAAUUCUGA
Molecule: messenger RNA, 1009 nt
Organism: Orycteropus afer afer
Lineage: Eukaryota; Metazoa; Chordata; Mammalia; Tubulidentata; Orycteropodidae
Gene: OTULINL
Product: OTU deubiquitinase with linear linkage specificity like
Biological process (GO): protein linear deubiquitination
Cellular component (GO): cytoplasm
Molecular function (GO): cysteine-type deubiquitinase activity
Source: RefSeq, a predicted model, not a curated record